AUGUGUUUUAUGAAGAAGCGGUUUGACAGGCAGUCUGAACUUAAUUACAUCGCAGCUAUGCCUUUCGCAGUAGCAGCUAUCCUCUCGGAUGUCUUGAUUGCAGCUUCCCUUUGUUACGUCUUGGGUAGCACAAAAACAAGUUUCAACGGCACUCAGAACAUCCUCAAUAAGUUGAUCAUCUGGUCGAUCAACCGUUGCAUCUUGACCUCUGCUGUUGCCAUUGUCGAGACAAUUGUCUCAUUACAUGGAUCGGUCGUCGAUACCAGUGAUCUAUCUACCACCGCCGAUGGGUCCAUAGGUUUCCGAAUUGCCACUGCCCGUGGCACCGAAAAUCAGAACCACAUCAGCCUUCGAGCGAGGGGCUCAGGCGAUCUAGAACGCAGAGGAUCGCCAUACCUCGACGCAGAAAGCGGAUCGCAAUUUGUGGAAUCGGCAAAGGUGUAA
Molecule: messenger RNA, 444 nt
Organism: Pleurotus ostreatus (oyster mushroom)
Lineage: Eukaryota; Fungi; Basidiomycota; Agaricomycetes; Agaricales; Pleurotaceae
Exons: 9
Coding region: 1-444 (147 amino acids)
Source: RefSeq, a predicted model, not a curated record